Messenger RNA from Darwinula stevensoni, 474 nucleotides. The record is from the annotation of a GenBank genome assembly. Lineage: Eukaryota; Metazoa; Arthropoda; Ostracoda; Podocopida; Darwinulidae.
AUGCCCUCCACUCGCUGCGUCGCAAGGGCUCGAACGCCAGAGCAUCAAGACUCGAACAUGAAGGAGUUGGUGCCGUGCAUCCUCUUGGCUUUCGCCUUCCUCCUCCUUCCUCGGGAAACUCUUCAAGAUUUCUUUUGCUCCAAGGCUCCUUCGUCCCUCUCAUUGACGACCGAGCUCUGCGGACAGUCGACGUCGACGGGAUCGACAGAAUUCGCCUGGUUGACCCGUCCAUGGACGAGGUUCGUGGGACCAACCAUGGGAUUGAUGGUGAGACCGGAUUCGUUGCUCGUGGGUGGAUCCCCGGCCGCCAUAAGCGAAGCGCCUUUCAUUGCCUACAUCGAAGCGAGCUACCCGGAUGGCACUGGUGACGGCUGUGCAGGCUCCAUCAUCAGCGAUAUGUGGAUCGUCACUGCCGGGCAUUGCAUCUACAACAGUAACAAGUCAGCCGAGAUCAUUUUGGGUCGCACUCUCUGA